Molecule: messenger RNA, 2454 nt
Organism: Exophiala spinifera
Lineage: Eukaryota; Fungi; Ascomycota; Eurotiomycetes; Chaetothyriales; Herpotrichiellaceae
Exons: 2
Coding region: 1-2454 (817 amino acids)
Biological process (GO): transmembrane transport
Molecular function (GO): transmembrane transporter activity
Source: RefSeq, a predicted model, not a curated record
AUGGCUCCAAAGAUCGAGAAAUGGUCGCUUGGUAUCCUGAACGAUAAGGAGACUGAGGAAGUACCGGGAACGGUCCUCCUCCUAUCUUCCAACCGCAAUGAACCCCUCGGUCUCGAGCAUCAGCAUGCUCGGAGGAGCUCGUCCUCCAUGCCUGCGCAGCCUCUCACUCCUCCCUUGAGACGUCCCUCGUACCCGACCCAGAAAAAGACAAGAGAUGGCCAAUUCAUUUUGGAUCCGCAGCCAGACGACUCCUUGAACGACCCGCUGAACUGGCCGGCAUGGAGAAGGGACGUGGCCUUGCUGUCCCUUGGCUUCUACUGUAUGGUUGGCGGAGGAAUCACCCCGAUUCUGGCCGCCGGCUUCAACAACGUUGCCGAGACUUACCACGUGUCUUACUCGAGGGUGGCCUUGACCACAGGAUUCUACAUGAUGGGCCUCGGUGUUGGGAGUGUCAUCUUCUCCCCUACAGCCAUCCUCUGGGGUAAACGCCCCGUGUACCUGGCCUCUGCCAUCAUGUUCAUGGUCACCUCUGUCUGGUGUGCGGUGGCUCCCAGCUACGCUCAACUCGCCACGGCCAGAGUGUUCCAGGGCAUUUCUGUCAGUCCGGUGGAAUGUCUGCCCUCGGCCACCAUCGCGGAGAUCUUCUUCUUGCACGAACGCGCCUUUCGGGUCGGCAUUUAUACCCUACUUCUCCUGGGUGGGAAGAAUUUGGUGCCAUUGGUCAGUGCUGUCAUCAUUGGUGCCAAAGAUUGGAGAUGGGUCUUUUGGGUUGUCACCAUGGUAGUGGGUUUCUGCUUCUGCCUGCUAUUCUUGUUCGUGCCGGAGACGUUCUGGGACCGGACGCCCAGAGCCAAGUCAAGGAGGCCAACUCACCAGCGAAGUUUGUCCAGCAUCUUUCGUCACCCCUUGACCGAUGCGAAGUCACACGAACAACAUCCGAACUCGGCUGAUCCAGCGGCUUUACAAGCGGCCAUUGAGAAGACAAUGACACCUAGGCAAUACAUGCUGCAUGAGCAAAAUGUCCAUGCUAGAUUCGAAGAUUCGGCCAGCGAUACCAAACUUGACGAAGAGAGUAACACAUCCAUAAAUGCACAGUCCGAAGCCAUAGAUCAUGCUCGUUACACAGAAGAGACAAAGCAACCCAUCUCAGAAGGAAGCACCGCCUCCGGAUCCUGUGACGAGAAAGAGGAGAGCGGACUCGACGACGUCCAGACGAGUGAACCAGUAACAGAAACGUCAGGACGGAGAAGGCCUAAGCCUACUGGACUAUCUAUGCCACCACCACCGGUUCUACAUGGCUUGCCAACACAUGGGGCUGAUGGAAGCAAUGGUGACAACACUCCGACCAGGGCACCUCGUACUUCUCCGGGCGAUCCAGUCAUCGUUGAACCAGAAGCCGUGGCAAAAGCCAGAGGAUCUUCAGUUCCGCAUCUGCAUUCCCUCAAUUCGCCCUACUAUGUGGCGUUGGAGAAGAACAACGACUAUCUCGGCGGCCGCAUCACCCCCACUACCCAACCAGCAAGGGCAGAUGGCGCAGCACAACAGGACGCCAUACCAGGAACCGCUCCUAACGCGGUUUCGAUACCUGUGACUGCCUCUCAGAGCCCUGCUACUUCGGAAAAGUCGAGGACAGCCGACGGGUAUUUUCCGAGUGACAGUCUCAAACUCGGACGAUACACGACGACUCUUCGUCAUGCACCUCCAAAGACUUACCUUGACACACUCAAGCCGUGGAAUGGAAGACUUUCAAAAUCCAAUUGGUUCUUGGUGGCUUGUCGGCCGUUCAUUCUCUAUGCCUAUCCUAGCGUGCUCUGGUCGGCACUUGUAUACUCACUGUCGGUUGGCUGGCUGAUCGUGUUGUCUGAGUCGAUAACGGCCAUCUACAAGAAUCGCGAAUCGUACAAUUUCACUUCCUUACAGGCCGGACUGGUCUAUAUUUCUCCGUUUAUCGGGGGUGUUCUCGGUACUGCAGUUGCCGGUAAAGUGUCGGAUAUCAUUGUUCGAUACAUGGCCCGGAAGAACGGUGGCGUGUACGAACCCGAAUUUCGACUUGUCAUGGGCAUACCUAUUGCCAUCACAACGGCGAUUGGAUUGAUGGGUUACGGCUGGUCGGCGCAAGAGCGGGACAACUGGAUCGUGCCGACCAUCUUUUUUGGAUUGAUUUCUUUCGGUUGUUCCCUGGGGAGCACGACGUCCAUCACCUUUUGCGUCGACAGCUAUAGACAAUAUGCCGGUGAGGCGUUGGUGACUCUGAAUUUCAGCAAGAACAUCUUUCACGGCUUAGUGUUUAGCUUGUUCUUUGCGGACUGGUUAGAGGCCGAUGGGCCACGAACCACGUUCUUGGCCAUUGGAGCCAUCCAGGUCAUUUGCCUAAUCAGCACUAUCCCAAUGUACAUUUAUGGCAAAAGAGCGAGGAUGUGGACUGUCCGAAAGAGUUUCAUGGAGAAGUUUUGA